AUGAAGGAUCGACUGGUCGAGCUGACUGCUAGCAGAACCUCGGCGGAGGAAGAUGUUGCAGUCUCAGUGGAUCGAGACGGUUUCAUGGAGGGCUUCUUCAGGAGGGUGGAGGAGGUUCGAGGACUCAUUGAUAGGAUACACUACCAAGUGGAAGAUGUGAAGAAGAUGCACAGCAUGAUAUUGUCUGCACCCCACCCAGAUGACAGAACAAAGGAUCAUUUAAAUGCACUGACCAAUGACAUCAAAGGGAAUGCCAACGUUGUGAGAACAAAACUCAAAUCCAUGGAGCAAAACAUACCUAAGGAUGACGCGACUAACAGAUCCUCUGUUGACUUCAGGAUCCAGAAAACACAGCACACGGUGUUGAUCAGAAAGUUUGUGGAGGUAAUGACCCAGUACAAUGAGACACAAGUUUCCUUUAGGGAACGAAGCAAAGGACGUAUCCAAAGACAACUUGAAAUAACUGGAAGAGUGACCACCAAUGAAGAACUGGAAGACAUGCUAGAGAGUGGAAUCCCUUCCAUCUUCACAUCUGAUAUAAUUUCAGACUCCAAGAUCACACGUCAGGCUGUGGACGAGAUUGAGUCACGACAUCAGGACAUUAUACAACUGGAGUCCAGCAUCAGAGAAUUACAUGCAAUGUUUAUGGACAUGGCAAUGCUGGUUGAAACUCAGGGUGAAAUGGUCAACAACAUUGAAAACAACGUUUCCAAUGCAGCUGAAUACAUUUGUCGUGCUAAAGAAGAAACCAAAAAAGCAGUAAGAUACCAGAAAAAAUCCAGACGGAAAUAUAUAAUCCUUGCCUUUGCGCUCCUGAUCCUGCUUGCUGUCAUUGCCUUGAUUGUUGGUUUGUCUGUUGGUCUAACCAAACCUCCUGCUUGA
Messenger RNA from Nerophis lumbriciformis (worm pipefish), 882 nucleotides. The record is from RefSeq and is a predicted model, not a curated record. Lineage: Eukaryota; Metazoa; Chordata; Actinopteri; Syngnathiformes; Syngnathidae.